UUUGACAAAGAUGGUAAUUUGCUCCGAUGGGAUGGUAGCCCAAUACUGUUGGAUAAUAAAAUCCCGCGUGAUCCAGUAGUUUUAGAAUUGUUAGCCAAAUAUCGUCCAGCGGUCGAAGCUCUUACUAAUGACAUAGUUGGCUUCUCCGCCGUGCCAUUGGAAAGGAAAUGUACCACAACUGAAUGCAAUAUAGGCAACUUGAUCACUGACGCAUGGGUAUAUAAUCGUGUGCAACAGUUCCAGGAAUCCAGUGAUUCAGGAUCCGGUUGGACGGAUGCAUCGCUGGCUUUGGUCACUGGUGGAGCAAUUCGGUCGUCAGCGGCCGUUGGAAACAUUUCAAAAUUCACAUUAUCAACAAUAAUACCAUUCAAUAAUACUUUAUUUGUGAUAAGAGUCCCUGGAAAGGUUUUACAUGCAGCUUUAGAACGUUGCGUUCAAGAUUAUGUUGUGGGCAAUGAUGUGCAUGCAAGCACACUAUUUCAAAUGUCCGGUGCACGGGUCGUAUACGAUCUUCACAAAAUGCCUGGCCAACGUUUGCAAUCAGUGGAAGUUUUGUGUUCAAAGUGCAAAAUUCCUUCAUUUGAACCCCUUAAUGAGGAACGCAUUUAUGGUGUUAUCAUUGAAGAAUACAUAUAUAAAGGAAUUUACAAAGGUGAAGAAGGAUUUACUAUGUUUCUGCCUUACAAACCAAUCAGUAUGAAGAUGAACUCAUUGGAAGCGGUUACUAAUUACAUCAAGCAUCAUGGAUUGAUCUAUCCAGCAAUCGAGAAUCGUAUAAAAUUUGUUGGGCAUAGCGAAAGUCAAGCUUCAACCACAUCAAUUUCGGUGGCUGUACUUGCAGUUGUAGUCCUUGUCAGUCAACUAAUUCAAUAAUAAGCGAAUCAUUGGGUGGAAGCUAAGACCUAAAAAAAACUGAAAUGACGCGAGCGCCCGCAAUUUCAAUAAGCAAAUCAAUGUUAUUCCGUAAUUUUUUGAAUUUUGUUGAUGUUUACAUAUGAAAAACAAUGGUUUAAUCAAAAAUAAAAAGAAUUACAUUGGUAAUCCCGAAC
Sitodiplosis mosellana (orange wheat blossom midge) is the source of this 1049-nucleotide messenger RNA. RefSeq names its product protein 5NUC-like. The record is from RefSeq and is a predicted model, not a curated record. Gene Ontology annotation, cellular component: plasma membrane. Lineage: Eukaryota; Metazoa; Arthropoda; Insecta; Diptera; Cecidomyiidae. The annotation marks the transcript as partial. Gene Ontology annotation, molecular function: 5'-nucleotidase activity. Gene Ontology annotation, biological process: AMP catabolic process. The transcript is spliced from 2 exons.